This is a messenger RNA of Tetrapisispora phaffii CBS 4417, 927 nucleotides long. Its product is annotated as bZIP transcription factor. Gene Ontology annotation, cellular component: RNA polymerase II transcription regulator complex. The record is from RefSeq and is a predicted model, not a curated record. Gene Ontology annotation, molecular function: transcription cis-regulatory region binding; DNA-binding transcription activator activity, RNA polymerase II-specific. The transcript has a single exon. NCBI's taxonomy places the organism in Eukaryota, Fungi, Ascomycota, Saccharomycetes, Saccharomycetales, Saccharomycetaceae. The coding region runs from base 1 to 927 and encodes 308 amino acids.
AUGGAUAGCGUAAUAUUAAAGGAACGGUUAAAACCUGGUAGAAAGUCUAAGAAAGAUGGUAAUUCUUCAGUGGUUCUUUCUGAACAGGAGAUGAAGGCAAGGAAGCUGUUGCAAAAUAGAAAAGCUCAGCGUGCAUUCAGAGAGAGGAAAACAAGUAGAAUAUCUGAAUUGGCUGAUGAGGUUGGUAGUUUGAAGAAAACAAUUAAGGAGUGGGAGAAGAAAUACGCUGAGUUAAACUUAAAGUAUGAAAUUGCUUUGAAAGAAGUUGAUUUGUGGAAGUCUGGUAUCUCUUCAUUAAGGGAGAAAGCUGCUGCUGUUACGUUGCCUUCUAUCACGAUCCCUGAAGUGAUAACUCCUUCCGCAACACCUGAUAUUGUGAGAAACCAUACAUUUAAAGAUGCGAACUUAACAACUAUCAUUGACAAUUUCAAACCGAUGAAAGCCGUCAGUUUGAAGAGACAGAUGAUUAACAAUGAGAAGCUCCUCGACGAGUCGAUGGGUGACAUCCAACAAGAACGUUGUGUGUUUGCGGAUGAUCCAAAUAACAAAGAUUUUAUUUGCGUAUGCAAGAGUUUAAAAGUACCAAAGGGUGAUUACAAACACAUCCCCAGUACGAUGCCAAUCACUAGUAUAACGACGAUGAAGAGGAAAUUCAAUGCUGAUGGUGAGAGAGUGAAGCCUCCGCUUUAUUUCAAUAACGGAUCGUAUGAGCUUGAUUUCAACGAGAUUCAAGAUGCGAAAUCUAAAGAAUGUUGUCAAAAGAAGGUUAAAGGAAACGAGUGGUCAUGUGAGAAAAAUUGUACGAAAUUAUUUGAUGAAGAUAGUACUACAAAUGAUGAUUCAUGUGAAACCAAAAAGACUGAAAUUAUACGAGAUAUACAAAGCAAAGCAAUGACUCCGACGCGAACUGAGUCAAGGAACUCUUAG